AUGAGCGACUCAGUGCCGCCGCCGCCGCCUCCUCCAGCGGAAGGCAGCAGCAGCCCCAAAUCGAAGCUGACCAAGACGCAGAGGGCAAGAUGGGCUACCCGAAAGAUGACGGUCAAGAGCAGCGCGACGAAACGCAUGUCGCUGCUCAAUCGCAUGCAGCACAACAGGACGACUUCCAGCGCCAGUGAGAAGCGCCGCAGCGGACGAGGCGGUGCCCCAGAGCAGAACCCUGGCGGUGAUGAUGGUCGAGACGAUCAGGACAUCAAGCCUACCGGAGAAACCACCGCCCAGUCCGAUGACGGCUCUAAUGACGACAAGGAGAAUCGCCAACUGUACUUCAACUUGCCGCUCCCCGAUGACAUGCUGGAAGAAGGCCACCCCAUCGCCGAGUACCCGCGAAACAAGAUUCGAACUGCCAAGUACACUCCUCUCUCGUUCAUUCCAAAGAACAUUUGGUUUCAAUUUCACAACAUUGCCAACAUCUUUUUCUUGUUCACGAUCAUCUUAGGUGCCUUCUCCAUUUUCGGCACUGUUAACCCAGGACUGAACGCCGUUCCCCUUAUUGUUAUCGUUGCUCUUACCUCCGUCAAGGAUGCCAUCGAAGACUACCGGAGAACCAUGCUCGACAACGAACUGAACAAUGCCCCUGUCCAUCGUCUUCAUAACUGGAACAACGUCAACGUCGAAGAGGACAAUGUAUCCGCCUGGAGAAGAUUUAAGAAAGCUAAUUCGAGAUUUUUCGGGCGCAUCUGGUGGGCUAUUCAGAGCACAUGGUCCAAGAAGGCUCAGGCUGAGCGCCAGAGACGCAAAAUGCCCGUCAUCGAAGACGAACCCCGAGCCUCGAUUGAAUCUGUCCGCACUAGGAGAACGCAUCGUGAAUCCAUGGCAUCACCGUUUGAACGCCGCGAGUCCUACAUCUCUAACCCGGAUGAUAUUCAGAUGACGCCUGUUUCUUCACCUACUCCUAACGCCAUCCAGUUCGAACCCGAUGAGGAGGACGUGAAACGAGCCUCGGCCCUUGCUAUCAUGAAGUCGGAUUUGAUCAACUAUGAUAUCGAACCUAAAGGUGCCCGCUUUGGAAAGGAUACCUGGAAAAACCUGAUGGUCGGAGAUUUCGUGCGUAUCUACAAGGAUGAUGAGCUCCCUGCUGAUGUCAUCAUCCUAUCCACCUCCGACCCCGACGGCGCUUGCUAUGUCGAAACGAAAAACCUGGACGGCGAAACCAACCUCAAGGUUCGACAGGCUCUCCGCUGCGGCCGUGGCAUUAAACAUGCCCGUGACUGCGAGCGUGCCCAGUUCCGCAUCGAGAGCGAGGAGCCUCAACCUAAUUUGUACAAGUACAACGGUGCUAUUAGAUGGCAGCAAAAGAUCCCCGGAUAUCUGGAUGAAGAGCCUGAAGAGAUGACCGAGGCCAUCACCAUUGACAACUUGAUGCUACGUGGCUGCAACCUGCGAAACACCGAAUGGAUCUUGGGCGUUGUCAUCUUCACCGGACACGACACCAAAAUCAUGAUGAACGCUGGUUUGACACCUAGCAAGCGAUCGCGCAUUGCCCGUGAAAUGAACUGGACCGUUAUUAUCAACUUUAUUAUCCUCUCCAUCAUGUGUUUGCUUGCGGCUAUCAUCAACGGUGUGGCCUGGUCUAGAACGGAUGCCUCACUGUAUUUCUUUGACUUUGGCUCCAUUGGCGGAAGUCCUGGUGUCACUGGUUUCGUCACCUUCUGGGCAGCAAUCAUCGUCUUCCAGAACUUGAUCCCCAUUUCCCUAUACAUUACUCUGGAAAUUAUUCGAACCUUGCAGGCAAUUUUCAUCUACAGCGAUGUGCAAAUGUAUUACGAGCCGAUCGAUCAACCUUGUGUCCCUAAAACUUGGAACAUCUCCGAUGAUGUUGGACAGAUCGAGUACAUCUUCUCGGACAAAACGGGAACUCUUACCCAAAACGUCAUGGAGUUCAAGAAAGCUACGAUCAACGGACAGCCAUACGGUGAAGCCUGGACCGAAGCCCAAGCCGGUAUGCAGAAGCGCCUUGGUGUCGAUAUCGAAAAGGAAACUGAGAGGAUUCUUGGCGAGAUCGCUGAAGCUAAAGUGCAAGCGCUCAUUGGCCUCCGCAAAAUUCAUGACAAUCCUUAUCUCCAUGACGAUGCUGUCACCUUUAUUGCCCCCGACUUUGUUGCCGAUUUAGCUGGUCAUCAUGGAACCGAGCAACAGCAAGCCAACGAAAACUUCAUGCUCGCUCUGGCUCUUUGCCACACCGUGAUAGCCGAACGCACUCCUGGUGAUCCGCCAAUCAUGAACUUCAAGGCGCAAUCUCCCGAUGAAGAAGCUUUGGUUGCUACCGCCCGCGACAUGGGUUUCACUGUACUGGGUAACAAUUCGGAUGGCAUCAAUGUCAAUGUUAUGGGCGAGGAUCGUCACUACCCGCUUCUCAACACCAUCGAGUUUAACUCCACUAGAAAGCGAAUGAGUACCAUUAUCCGCAUGCCUGACGGUCGAAUUAUGCUGUUUUGCAAGGGUGCCGACUCCGUCAUCUACGCUCGGCUCAAGAGAGGCGAGCAAAAGGAACUGCGACAGGUCACUGCCGAGCACUUGGAAAUGUUUGCUCGCGAGGGUCUGCGUACCUUGUGUAUCGCCCAAAAGGAGCUCACUGAACAGGAGUACCGUACUUGGAAAAAGGAACACGAUAUCGCCGCUGCCGCUCUUGAAGACCGUGAGGAGAAGCUUGAGGCCGUCGCCGAGCUCAUUGAGCAGGAUCUUAUGCUUCUUGGUGGUACCGCUAUCGAAGAUCGUCUCCAAGAUGGCGUUCCCGACACUAUUCAGCUGCUGGGCGAGGCCGGUAUCAAACUCUGGGUUUUGACUGGCGACAAGGUCGAGACUGCUAUCAACAUUGGUUUCUCCUGUAACUUGCUCAACAACGACAUGGAGCUAAUUCACAUUAAGGUCGAAGAGGACGCUGCUGAAGGCGUAGGUGCCGAAGAUGUCUUCAUUGGUCUCAUCGAAAAGUCUCUGGACGAGAAUCUGCGAACAUUUGGCUUGACUGGUAACGACGAAGAUCUUGCUGCUGCUAUGAAGAACCACGAGCCCCCGGCUCCCACGCAUGGAUUGGUCAUUGAUGGUUUCACCCUUAGAUGGGCCUUGAAUGAGCGCCUGAUGCAAAAGUUCCUUCUGCUCUGCAAGCAGUGCCGCUCUGUUCUGUGCUGCCGUGUCAGCCCUGCGCAAAAAGCCGCUGUCGUUUCCAUGGUCAAGAACGGACUGGAUGUCAUGACCUUGUCCAUUGGUGACGGCGCCAACGAUGUUGCCAUGAUUCAAGAGGCUGAUGUCGGUGUUGGUAUUGCUGGUGUCGAAGGUCGACAGGCUGCCAUGUCUUCUGACUAUGCAAUUGCGCAGUUCCGGUUCUUGCAACGCCUGGUGCUCGUUCAUGGACGUUGGUCGUACCGUCGCUUGGGAGAGUCUAUUCCAAACUUCUUCUACAAGAACUUGGUCUGGACUUUCAGCAUCUUCUGGUUCUCCAUCUACACCAACUUUGAUAUGACAUACCUCUUUGACUACACCUACAUUCUGAUGUUUAAUCUGUUCUUCACUUCGGUGCCAGUUGCCAUUAUGGGUGUUCUUGAUCAGGACGUCUCGGAUGCCGUCUCGUUGGCCGUGCCGCAAUUGUAUCGCCGUGGUAUUGAACGCUUGGAAUGGACACAGAAGAAGUUUUGGUUGUACAUGCUUGACGGUGUUUAUCAGUCCAUCAUGGUUUUCUACAUCCCGUACUUACUAUUUAUGCCUGCACGACCUGUGACCGAAAACGGAUUGGUUAUUGAUGAUAGAUUCCGCCUUGGAGUAUAUAUCGCGCACCCCGCUGUUCUGACGAUCAACGCCUACAUUCUGAUGAACACCUAUCGAUGGGAUUGGCUCAUGCUACUCAUUGUUUUCCUCAGUGACAUCUUCAUCUUCUUCUGGACGGGCAUUUACACAUCAUUUACUUCAUCUGACCAGUUUUAUGGAGCGGCCAAGGAAAUAUAUGGAGAGGCCACUUUCUGGGCUGUCUUUGUGCUUGUCCCUGUCAUCUGCCUCUUCCCAAGAUUUGUCAUCAAGUCUAUCCAGAAGGUCUUCUUCCCUUAUGAUGUCGACAUUGUUCGAGAGCAGGAAAGGCUGGGUGCCUUUGCUCACCUGAACGCAGAGAGCAAAUCGAUUGAUGCAGUCAGCGACGAAAAGAGCCAGAAAUCCAAGUCAUCCGGCAGCUCGCGGGGAAAUCACAACCAAUAUGCUAGCGUUGAUGAGGAUUUGCGCCCAAUAUACCCCCCCUCAACAGUGACACGAACGACCACGCAAAUCGGCCACAGCCAGACAGGCAGCGACAGCACGAAUUACACCGGCAACCGCUACUCUAUGGAAGCGCCAGCGACUCGCUACUCUCUCGAAGUACCGACGACUACGCGGCCAAGCAUGGAUCGGGCGAGACCGUCAUAUGAUCGUAUGCGACAAUCCAUGGACCGCAUACGGUAUAGCUACGAGGCGAGCAGCGACUUUACCUCUGCUGCAAGGCUGUCUCGUAUCGAAUCAAGCCAGUCACAUGCAGCCGCAGGUCUAGGUGCAAGAUUGCGUGGGCUGUCAUUAACCAAGAGCGCCAAUGUAUAG
Messenger RNA from Trichoderma asperellum CBS 433.97, 4623 nucleotides. RefSeq lists its product as uncharacterized. Lineage: Eukaryota; Fungi; Ascomycota; Sordariomycetes; Hypocreales; Hypocreaceae. Gene Ontology annotation, biological process: phospholipid translocation. Gene Ontology annotation, cellular component: plasma membrane; trans-Golgi network. Gene Ontology annotation, molecular function: ATP binding; ATP hydrolysis activity; magnesium ion binding. The record is from RefSeq and is a predicted model, not a curated record.